Messenger RNA from Leptidea sinapis, 3952 nucleotides. It is a transcript of the gene kay, whose product is annotated as transcription factor kayak. Gene Ontology annotation, molecular function: RNA polymerase II cis-regulatory region sequence-specific DNA binding; DNA-binding transcription factor activity, RNA polymerase II-specific. The record is from RefSeq and is a predicted model, not a curated record. Lineage: Eukaryota; Metazoa; Arthropoda; Insecta; Lepidoptera; Pieridae. Bases 324 to 1493 code for a protein of 389 amino acids. The transcript is spliced from 5 exons. Gene Ontology annotation, biological process: regulation of transcription by RNA polymerase II. Gene Ontology annotation, cellular component: nucleus.
GGCAGUAGCGCGCGAUUCGCCGCGGCCGGCCGCCGUACGCCGCACGCGCGCAACGAACGAACGACCCGCUAACCCGCGACGAAUACAUUGCGAUAAACCGCGGUUAAAACGAUACCGAUCCGCCCCUUAACUCGAAAUAUUCAAACAACAUCGAUCGGCUUAAAAAUAUCUAUAUUUUGCGAGGGCGGAUUUUAACGAACAAAUCGACUAACUAAUUCGAACUGUAGGAAGGUGUCGUGUCGCAAAAAGCGCAACACAAUAGAGUAAGCGUCUAAUAAUAAACGUGGUUGAGUUAGCACUUGGUACCGACAGCGACCGUCACCAUGCAGAACAUUGAUCCGCUGGAGUUCGCCAAUAUGCUCGCCACCGAGCUAUGGUGCCAACAGUUGGCAAACCUCGAAGGCCUCCAGUCGGGGGUCCCAACUCGCACGACGGCGACCAUCACUCCAACCCAGUUGCGUAACUUCGAGCAGACUUACAUCGAGUUGAACAACUGCCACAGCGACCAGGCGAACCACGCAGGAUUUGUACCACCAUCAGUCACGCAGUCCAAUUACGGCAUACUGAAUCCGGUGGGCUACUGCGAUUCGGGUCCGACGACACUCCAUGUGUCGCCGGGCCCGUUCUCAGCAAGCGGAGACAGUAGCUGUAGCCCUGGCCCGCCAGCACCAAAACGUCGCAAUAUGGGCGGCAGAAGACCGACAAAAGCACCACAAGACAUUUCACCAGAAGAAGAAGAACGCAGAAAGAUCCGCCGCGAACGAAACAAAAUGGCCGCCGCUCGGUGCAGAAAGCGAAGACUCGAUCACACGAACGAGCUUCAGGAGGAGACGGAGAGGCUGGAAGAGAAGCAACAGCUGCUGCAGGACGAGAUAAGGAAACUGAAUCAAGAUAGAGACCAACUGCAGGCCAUAUUACACAACCAUCUACCGCUCUGUCGGUUGAGCAAGCGAUCUGCGAGUCCAGACGACGUGAAGCCCUUUCAGGACACGUACGCGAUAGACCUGCCUGAUGACGGUGUGAGGGUAAAGGUGGAAGUAGUGGACCCGGUUCUCGGACUAGAUAGCGAUAUCUUUACCUCGCCGGAACAAGACAGAAGAAUAAUGUUGUCGGCGGCGAACCUGGCGGUCGUGACGAGUGCGUCGAUGACGUCACUGGACACGCCCCCCGCACAGACCGCCCACCCCUCAGUACCCAACCGACCUAACCGACCGAACUUCUUACAAGUGCCGCUCACGUUAACACCCGCACAGAUCCACAACAACAAAGCACUCGGCAAGCAGAUCGUGGGCGUUGAGAUCAGCACGCCGAGCAACGGCAUUCCGUUCAACUUCGACAGUCUCAUGGAGGGCGGCACGGGGCUCACCCCCGUGCACCCGCACCCGCACCCGUGCGCACACCCGCACCCGCACCCGCACCCGUGCGCGCAGCAACAGAGGGCCGCGCCAGACCUCGCCUCGCCCGACGCGCACGGCAGCCUCGUCUCCCUCUGAGCUCAGCUUGACGCCGCCUUUGUUCAACUCCUAGCUGAACUGUAGGUGGCGUUGCCAUCGUUAAAGUAUUCAAAUUAAGAACACGAUUGAUCCAUUACAUUGAAAUGGUUUCACUGCUGUCCUGUAGGUGGCGCUGUAAUGCAAAUAAAGUUGAUAAGCAAUUUGUCUAUGAUAAAGCCAGGGUGGCCUCGCCCAGUUACAGGCGAAGUAGAUGUACAAUAUCUACAAAGAGAACACAAUUUAUAAAAAAAAAAAUGUAUUUAUUGUCUAUGGAUUAGUCUGAGAUGCCCGUCGACUUUCUUGUGGUACAUUCAAAGUAACCUAAGUGCAGUUAAACUCGCUUCUCGCUAUCUUAUAGUACAUAUAUUUAUUUUCUAUUUUCAUAACCCUCUAAUGUACAUUGUAUUUAUGUAUUUUGUCUAUUCUUUUCUGUAACCUUUCUUGUCUAUCUAAUUAUUUCUUCACCUACAGUGUCGCCUACUCGUAGCCGUCUAGAUUCUAGAAUAUCAUUAAAAUUAAGAACACUCGAGUGUAGAUUUGUCAAUGCCUCGUUUUACCGAAACCUGUAACUAAUUAUUUAAUAUACAUAAUAUACUUCAUGUAUCUAGCUCUAACUAGCUCCAACAAUUUUGAGGUUGUUGUACGCAAAGAAACAAUUUAGCAAUUUCGUAAUGGUUGUUUUGUAAACUUGAUCCACUUUUUAAAUAAUAGUAUUUUCUUCAAGACAUGAAAGAUUAAGCAUUUUGAAUAAACUUAAAUCUAUCUAAAGAUAUGUAGUUAUUAUUUCGUUUGACGUGCAAUAUUACGUCGCUUUUCCCGUAGUAUUUAUUACGACAUUGUUCUUAUUAAUACAGUGUGUAGGCGGCUUACUGUGCCUUCAGCAUCGCGUCUAACGUGAACACACGAACCUAGUUCGUCUUUCAAAUUAACUAUUGUGUUGUUCGUUACGGAAUGUGUUGGUGCCUUUACGUGUCGACCAAUCAAAUGCCGUAUUUCAAAUAGGCUCAUGUGAUUGGUCAACACAACUUCUAUGAUACACACGUCCUAAUUGAGACUAUCGUUGCAAUGGCGGCCUAAUCCACAAUUUUGUUGUGUUUGAGUUUAAAUUGAAUAAGAAAUUAUUUUUUUAAAAACAAAUUUGUCAAUAAUAGUUCGAAGUUAUAAAUUUGUAAUUGCUCGGGUUAAGCCACAUUUGCUUCGAUAUGAGCUCGCGGAAAUCCGUCUAUAUUUAAUUUAUAUUUAAAAUCGGGGGUUUGGAACACUUGCUCACUAUAUUCUUCGUAUCUAGUUAAGAUGUCGUCUACGUUGUCAAUUCGAAGAGCUGUAUAGCGUACUCAAAAUAUUUUUAUACACGUAUAUCUGUGUUAUUGUGAUGUUGAAUAAAACAGAGUUUUAUUUGAGCAUUUCGUGUUGUGGUUUAUCUAGCGAGGCUAGAAUAGUUUACGUAGCGGCCGGCACGUCUGUAAAGGGCCUUGUCAAUCUUGUCAUAAUAAUACUGUGCCAUUCACAAUCUACCCUCAGAAAUACAAUAAAAAUUUAGUUAACCAUAGUCUAACAGCAAUAUUACUUAAAAUAAUUUUAAUUAUAUAUAAAUCUAGCUCAAUGUUUAAUACCGUUCCAAUGGAUUAGGUACUGGUAGAGUAAAAAUUUUUAUUGUAAGGUGUAAAUGUGAUAUGUCCAGUGAGCAGGCUCCCUAAGGAGUCAUAUCGAGUUAUGUUGCAUUCAUGCCUUUUGUUUAAAAAUAUUAAUAUAUUUUAUAUUCACUAUGUAUACAUAGACAAUAGAGGGAUGUAUAGAUAUUAUUUUAAUUUAUUUAUGGCAUGAGUGAUAUAUUAAACGGAAACCAUAUAGAGUUAACGCAAUAAAUAGGCUUAAGUGCACUUAACAGUUAUAACUAUUUACGCAUAAAUUAGACCAAAUUAUUUUAUGUGCUUUAUGAUAUAGAUUUAAUUAAAGUGUAAGCCAAAUAUUGAUUUUAUUUUAAUUUUUAGGCUAGGUAUUGACCGCUGUUCCGAAAAGUAUUAAUAUUGGUUAAGACGCGGAUUAUUGCGGAGUAUUUAUUUGAAUUUGUCGACUCACAACGAAUUAUUAAGAGUGCCUUUUACAGUCAGUGCUUUAGGGUGAAAAUAGUAAAUGCCUGACGCAUUUAGUAUUUUAUUUUUAUUUUACAAUGUGCCUGUUGUGAGCCGACGAAGAGUAUGAAACCAAUUGUGCGAUUAAUAUUUAGACAUUUUAUAAUAAAACAUUUAAAACAUUUUGCAUAAUAUGAACAUAUAGGUUAUUAUUGUAUAUUUAGACGUUUUUGUAACGCCUUUCUAGAUACUUUUGUAUUUUUUCAUGUAAAUUAAGGAAAUGUUAGCAAAGCAAUAUAAUUGAUAAAUUGAUACUACCAACACAAUAUGUAGUGACAGUAUUUGUAGUUCUGAAUCAGAAAUAUACACAUGUUUACGUACACCUGA